AUGUGGAGGCAAGGGGAAAUCCUGGGAGGAUGGCUCCAAGGAUCCAGCAGUGCAACUCUGGUAGCUGCAUUCUCAGUCAUAUUCCGGAUGCUGCAUGGCCUUGCAGACAUAAAUCCCAGCCUGUCUUUGUCAGUGCUAACAGAUGGCAACCUCAUGGAAAGACUUGUUUUAUGGCAAAGAUUUAAUGAUCAGGUGCAGCAGCCACUUUAUGGCAUAACCCAGUGUCGGACCGUGAAGCUUGGUCAGGGCAAGGCUGUGAAUCCACAAAUUGGAAACAGGUGGCACAAAUUCCCUGGGGACCACGGCAUCUAUUGGCCUUAUGAAGUUGCUGAUGCCUUUCCUGGGGUAGAAGAGGAAGUGGAUGUGGACUCAUAUGCAUACAGCCAUAGGUGGAAAAGGAACUUGGACCUUCUCAAGGCAGUAGACACAAACCGAGCAAGUAUGGGCCAAGACUCUCCAGAGCCAAGAGGUUUCACAGACCUGCUCCUGGACGAUGGGCAAGACAACAACACCCGGAUUGAGGAGGACACAGAUCACAAUUACUAUAUAUCUCGGAUAUAUGGUCCAUCUGAUUCUGCCAGUCGGGAUUUGUGGGUGAACAUAGACCAAAUGGAAAAAGACAAGGUGAAGAUUCAUGGAAUAUUGUCCAACACUCACCGGCAAGCUGCAAGAGUGAAUCUGUCCUUCGAUUUUCCAUUUUAUGGUCAUUUCCUGCGUGAAAUCACUGUGGCAACUGGGGGUAAGUGAUUUUCUACCCAUUCACC
This is a messenger RNA of Castor canadensis (American beaver), 764 nucleotides long. Lineage: Eukaryota; Metazoa; Chordata; Mammalia; Rodentia; Castoridae. The record is from RefSeq and is a predicted model, not a curated record.